This is a messenger RNA of Drosophila grimshawi, 2787 nucleotides long. RefSeq names its product DNA replication factor Cdt1 (gene dup). NCBI's taxonomy places the organism in Eukaryota, Metazoa, Arthropoda, Insecta, Diptera, Drosophilidae. The coding region runs from base 268 to 2424 and encodes 718 amino acids. The record is from RefSeq and is a predicted model, not a curated record. Gene Ontology annotation, cellular component: nucleus. The transcript is spliced from 3 exons. Gene Ontology annotation, biological process: regulation of DNA-templated DNA replication initiation; DNA replication checkpoint signaling; DNA replication preinitiation complex assembly. Gene Ontology annotation, molecular function: DNA polymerase binding; DNA binding.
CAAACAGCUGUACAACGGCGUUUUGCAAUACACGCGCCAUUGAAAUGGCGCGAAAAUAAUUUGGCGCGUCGUUGAAUAUUUGGAGGGAAACUGCAUCGUCGUGGCCCAGUUGUAAUUCGAGCAGUGGCAGUGUUAAGACGUAUAAGAAUAAAGUGAGAUACCACCAAAACCCAUAAGCCAGACGUGCCAAGUGUGAAAUUGUCCAAGCAAUACAAAACCGACAAGCAUAUAGCGUUAAAUACAUAGAAACAUAUUCAAAUUGCAAUCAUGGCACAGCCAUCGAUAGCUGCAUUUUUUAGCAAUCGCAAACGCGCCGCUGUGGAAGAUGCGACCACAAUUAAGACCAGGCGGCUUGCAGAACCCACCGAGGUUGCUGGCCCCAAACAUAUAGCGCUGCCAGGUGCAUCCACAGAUCAGGAUGUGGACAUGGAUGCACUUAAGCCCGGCAUACGGACACGAUCCGGGCGCACUGUCAAACUUAUUGGCGUACAGCCAACGGCAGCGUCUCAAGAGACAAAGCGAAAGCCAAGCAAUAUAGAGACAAACAUUAAGCAGGCCAAACUCGUGCAGUUCAUACGCAAAGGUAACCUUUCGCCUCGGAAGCAACCAGCCUGCAAUGCGUCAACAGAGGCACAGAUCCACAAUGAGCAUACGCCCAAGUUGGCGACGGACAAUAUGCAGAGUGGAAUGAGCACACCCACCAAACAGAUCAUCAAGGAUGCAUCGCCCAUCAAGCACAUCGAUCUGGCCAAACGGGGCCUCACCUUCGAUGAGGUGAAGACAAAGAUCUCACGCAGCGCCAAAAUGCAGGAGCUGAAGGCGGUGCUAGCGCGCAAAGCGCAACUGGAACAGCAGCGCAAGGCACAGGAGGAACGUAAUCGCCGACUUCGCGAGGCGGGCCCAUCGCCCUCGAAGGCGGCGGCGGCGGCAAAGAGUGUGCAGCUGAAGGAGUUCGAUACGAUCGAGCUGGAGGUGCUGACUAGCCCAUUGAAGACAUUCAAGACACCCACAAAACUGCCGCCAGCCACACCGGACAAAAAUGAGUUGAUGUCGCCGCGUCACACGGACGUCUCCAAGCGACUGUUGUUUAGCCCGGCCAAGAAUGGUUCGCCCGUCAAGCUGCUGGAGCUGCCAGCAUAUAAGCGAUUUGCUAGCCUGGCCGAGACGAGCAAAGCGGGUCAGUUGCCGUUGCCGUACAAAUAUCGGAAUUUGCUGGAGAUUUUCAAGGGUCUGGACUCGGUGGUAGCCAUGUUCCACAAUCGCAAGGAAUGCAUCACAUUCAAGAAGCUGAAGCCGGCCGUUCAGCGUAUGCUGCGCAAGAACUUUACGGAAACACAUUUGUCUCAGAUCAAGCACCUCUAUCCGGAGGCCUUUAUCUUUUCGCAGAUGAAGAUGCGAAACUAUGGUUCGGUGUCGAAGGCUGAUUACCAUCAGCUGGUUAUCAGUCCCAAUGUGGAACAGCUGCCGGAACAGCAUCGCCUCAAUAAAAUCAAUGAAGACGAUGUGCUCGCGUCGGCACAGUCGACGUCCAUGAAUCCACACGUAAUGACGGCACGCAUGCAAAAAUUCCAAAAGCUUCUGCUGCAGCGUGUAAUGGAGGAGCAUGAUAAGUUCGUACGCUCCCUGGAUCCACCCAUUAUCAUUGACAAGAAGCUAACGCGCUGGCAUCCACAGUUCGAUCUGGAAAGCUGCCGAGAUGUGGAGCUAGCAAUGCUGCCGCAUCCACCAAAUGUGGAGAAAUAUUCCUCGGCCAAAGACAUACUAUCGACGGCUCGAAAUCUAUUCAACUGCGCCACUCCCAUGGAGCGGACAAUGGAACGCUAUGAGGCCAAACUGGAGGCGGACAGACUCAUAGCCAAUGACAAUAGUAAUCAACCAAAGGAAACACUAAGCGGCACAACAACAACCACAAACACAAUUGCAAUACAAACUAAUGCCAAUAUCAAAUUGCUGACAGAAACAUCCACGGCUCCACCUACGGUUAAGGAGUGCACGCCAGCAGCAAGGGACGAUGUCAAAAGCAAUCUGCUCAAGGGUCUGCCCAAGUCACUAAUUGAGAAAAUACGCGCCAAGCAGGCGGCCAAGGCAUUGGAUGCAAUGACGCGACGGCCGUCACAGGAUCAGGAGGCAACCAAAUAUACACGCCUGCCGGAAUUGGCGCGACAUCUGCGCAACGUUUUUGUGACGGAGCGAAAGAGCGUCUUAACUCUGGAGAUCAUCAUUAAGAAGAUCCAGAAUAGUUUCCGUGCCAAUCUAACGCCGCAGGAGAUUGAGGCACAUCUGAAAUUGCUUGCAAAGGAGCUGCCAUCGUGGGCAUCAUUCCACGAAGUUCGAAAGACAAUGUAUGUAAAGAUCGCCAAGGAUAUGGAUAUGAAUAAGAUUAUUGAAAAACUGGAGGUAAUCGCGAAUGAGAAGAGCAAAUAAAUGCAGAUUGAGAUUACCGCAAAAGCAAUGCGAAUCCUAGACCCUGUGGACUAUAUCCAGCUACAUUUAUGUAUGUUUAAGCAAACACUUACUUAGGCUCCAAUUAUGCUAGAAAAUUACAUUGUUACACAUCAUUAUAUUGACAUAAUUAUUAAAUAUUUGACACAAUUUAUAUACAUACAUAUGCCAAAAAACAUUUCAUCACACAACUUUUAUGUCUACAUAUUAUUAUUCAAUUAUUUUGUGAACCAUCAACUAUUUACGAUUCAUCAAUUAUUAGCUGACACACUUUAUUAUUAUUAAGACAUUUUUCAUGUUUGUAUUACCUUCAAUAAAUAAAUGUUAGGAAAAAGUAAAAUAAAA